CAGUGGGCAUUAUUCAGCUAGCUAACGCUGAUCAGGACAGACCUCUUUUUUGUUGUUGUCUUCACCAUCAGUUCUGUUUGUUUGUUUUCUUUUUGAAAUCGUCGUCUUCCGUUUGUCGAGUUUUGACCUUUCGCCUGGUCCGUUCGUCUGGCAGUUGAGCCAUUCAUCAUUCGCCUGUCAAACUGCGUUGUGCGAAUCAUUUUGUUUGUUUGUUGCUGGUCUUCCGAGUUUGAAAAGCACCAAAGACGAACAAUCAAGUGGCAACUAUCAUCAUUAUCAUUACCGACAGUGUUUUGUUUGAAACUUGAGACGUUCGAACUGAUUGCAAAACGAAUCGAUUGCCGAAAACGCUGCCCUUUGUUUCAACUGUCUCGAACUGGCUUCUGAUUCCAAUCAGUCGACGGGCAAGAUGGUCAAAGUGGAGGGCCCGCAGUCUCUGCCACAGCCGGCCAUGGCCCGCGCGCCACCCUUCUCCAUUCUAUCUCUGCUUCCCGAGACGGCCGUCCAUGCCCACCACCACCACCACGAAUCCGUUCAGUACACGAACAGCGUCGGCCAUCAGCAACAGCAGCACAGACCGGACUCGUCCAGCUCGUCGACGGCCAUGAAGGAGAACGUGUACAGUGACAACAGCGAAGUGGACGAUGUCUACACGGACGAGGAACAAGAUCUCGACGUGGAAGGAAUGGAGGCGGUCAGUCCGCUGCGCUCCGACGAGAGCGAAGAAGAGGCCAGCAUCAAAGAUCUCAACUGUUCUUCCGAAUCGUCCAGCACGGUCAACCUCAGCGCUAAAACGGACAAGUCCGGCAAGAACAAGAGCGCCAAAAGUGAAGGUGACGAGGAAGGCACCAACAAAUCGUCAAAGAGUUCCAGCAGCAAGAAGGAGGGCGAUGAAAAGAGCAAAAAGAACGAGAAGCCGCCCUUUUCCUACAACGCCCUCAUCAUGAUGGCCAUCCGCAGCAGCGCCGAGAAGCGCCUCACCCUCAACGGCAUUUACGAAUUCAUCAUGAAGAACUUCCCGUACUACCGCGAUAACAAGCAAGGCUGGCAGAACUCGAUCCGGCACAACUUGUCGCUCAACAAGUGCUUUGUCAAGGUGCCUCGUCACUACGACGACCCGGGCAAAGGCAACUACUGGAUGCUCGAUCCGUCCAGCGACGACGUCUUCAUCGGCGGAACGACGGGCAAACUGCGAAGGCGAUCGACGGCCGCUUCGCGUUCGCGAUUGGCCGCUUUCAAACGCAGUUUCGGUUUCCCGUCUUUGGCCGGCUUUCCGGGCAUGCCGCCCGUCCAUCCCGGCAUGGCCGCCGCUGGGUUCCAUCCGGUGGCUGGCCCCUAAUUCGGCGCACCAUCCGGGAUCGGCAGGCCAUCCUCAUCAUCCUUAUUCAACGCCGACGGGCGCGUGGCCCGGCCUGGCCGCUUCGCUUUGCAAUUCGGCCGCUGCUUUGUAUCGUUACAGCACGGCAGUGGGUUACGCCGCGUCGGCCGGUUACGGCAAUUUGCUGGCCCAUCCGGGUAGUCAUCCGUCGGCUCAUCAUCCGUCGCAAGUGCCAGCAGGUCUUGGCGGAUUCAGUUCGCCAUUGGCCGGCCAUAAAAUGGUCGGUUCGACUCCGGCGCAUCACCACCAAGCGCAGCACAGUUUCUCCGUCGAGCGGCUGCUCGGCUCGGCCACCUCACCGUCCGAUUCGCCGAUCCGGCAUAUGCCGCCCACCUCUCAAUCGAUGGCUUCCUCUCCGUUCGGGAUGUUAGGCCAUCCGUUGCUGCAACAAGCGGCCGCCUACGCCGAUUUCUACGGCAACGGUCACCUUCGUUUCAAUACGGGACUGAUGGGCAUGGGCCUACCGUCGUCCGUCUCGCCCAUUUCGCAUCAGCAACAACAGCAGCGCUCCAACUCCACUUCGCCGUUGGCUCCUUCAACGCCAACCUCGCCUCCGUUGAUCUCCAGGACGAGUUAAAUAAUUUAACCUGAUUCAUCUUUCGAAUUGUUUUCACCGACGCGGCAAAUUUUGAAAUGCCUCCCCCCCCAUACCGUCGGACACCUAUCAUCAGCAAACCCAGUUCACAUUUGAUGUCAAUGGUUCCGAGGCCUUCACACCGGAUGAUGGCCUGGGCCGAGCCUGUCAACUUUGUAAAUACCAUCAAGUCUAUAUAUCGAAGUCUGAAAAACAAAAAACAAAAAAAAAAACGAGAUGAAAAGAAACAAAAUAAAGAAAGAAUUCCUCACUCCCGCGGAUCGAUUUAUUGUGUCCUCCUGUAAUUCUAUGAUAUUCAUCCAUUCGUUUGUUUGUAUGCAGUAUAAAUGUGUUUCGCUCGUGUACGUAUUUCAUAUAGAGAGUCUAUACAUAUUCGGUUGCCACUGUACUUGUACAUAAUUUAUAUAAACGAUAUUAUAACUAUAGAAAAAAGAGAUCCCCACCCGAAACGAAACAAACAAAACCAAUUGGAAUGUGCGCGUCAAUCUCAGAUCAAUUACAAGCGUGUUGAAGUAUA
Messenger RNA from Daphnia magna, 2490 nucleotides. Its product is annotated as fork head domain transcription factor slp2. The transcript has a single exon. Bases 410 to 1339 code for a protein of 309 amino acids. Gene Ontology annotation, biological process: regulation of transcription by RNA polymerase II. The record is from RefSeq and is a predicted model, not a curated record. Gene Ontology annotation, cellular component: nucleus. Gene Ontology annotation, molecular function: sequence-specific double-stranded DNA binding; DNA-binding transcription factor activity. NCBI's taxonomy places the organism in Eukaryota, Metazoa, Arthropoda, Branchiopoda, Diplostraca, Daphniidae.